Molecule: messenger RNA, 7763 nt
Organism: Lymnaea stagnalis (great pond snail)
Lineage: Eukaryota; Metazoa; Mollusca; Gastropoda; Lymnaeidae
Source: the annotation of a GenBank genome assembly
GCCGAAAAGUGUCGAUGUUAAGUUGCAGUUGCCGGAAACAUGUUUUCAAAUACCCCUCAUCCCAAAGAAAAAAAAAAGCGCCUAAUCUGCUAACCCACAAGAUUCAUUAGGUGCCUAUAGAUUCAUAUUUUAAACCGUCUUCUUCUUCUUCAACUUCUUGCGACGACCUUUAAACUCGUAAUGGAUGCAGUCACUUCUGCAGGGGUCUUCCCGAGUACAAAUAGUUCUCCGUACUUGGUAAAGAAUCGGAUUCGACCUUGGACAUGCGCAAUUCUAACAUCGAUUGGAUGUAGUCGUUGUUUUGAGAUCUUGCUCACUAUUGUGGUACCGGGUACCUGGAAAUGACAAACUAUGACGAUGACUCGGAGUGGACGUGCCGGGACAAUAUUAAUAAUAUGUAAUAUUACGCGGGUAAGGACUAUUCGCUUGGCCCCACACAAGCCUUGGGCGGCCGCCCCGUGCGCCUUGUACUAGUUCCAGCCCUGCCUAAACGAAUGUUAUAACUCAAGGUAAUUGUUUCCCCACAAGAAAAUGAUAAUAGAAUAAAUUAAAUUAAAUUAACUUAAAAUGUCGGCUGCUUAAGUGAAGAAUAUUUUUUUUAUAGAAAUGGAAAACAAAUAUUAAAUUGAUAAUCCAUCGCUAAUCAUUUGUAUGCGCCAAUACUUUUUUGAAUUCAGCUGAGAUGUUUUGCAUUCCAGCCCCCCACCAUGAGAUGGCUGACGAGAAAGCGUUCUGUUCUCAUCGGCGGAUUUCUCCUGGUUCAUCUCAUCGUCCUGGCGUUUAACAAUCGCUUCCAGAUCGUCCGUUAUAUGAAAGAUAGAAGUUCCGCACUUGUUGAAGCAUCAAAGCGCUUCCGUGGUGAAGCUAGGGCCGAUGUUGCGAAGUCUGCUGAAACCACUUCACCUCGAAACAAUGCUGGGAGACCGGACAAUAAUGUUUCAGUGCAGAAUUCUUUGCGAGGAGAUACCGAUGCCAGAAGAGGCACUCCUGAAAAGGGGGACCACCCUUCUGACAACACCUUCCCCACUCCGAGUGAUCAUUCCGUAAGUUUAAUGGAGACUACAACACCAGGGACUUCAGUCAGUGGUGGAACGUCUCAACAAGUGAGCACACCGUCAAGCGGAAACAAGACAGCAGGAGCCAUCGGCUCACUAUCCUCCCCUGUAGAGACAUGCUUCCGUUCGCCUUAUUUCCUGUGCGACCAAGACCAGCCAAAAACCGCCCCCAACCGGACGUUUAAAAUUGGUUAUUACGGACGGCCGCACUGGCAACGCAUCAGCGUGUUUAACUUCUCCCGCUGCAGGUUCUCAAACUGCGUGUACCAAGGCGACAAGGUGACACCUGACACAGACGUGGUGCUCGUGUACGCUGUAGGACUUAGAGAUCACUUCAAGCCUCCAAAACUGUUGCCCCAUCAGAUGUACGCCAUCACAGACUGGGAGCCCCCAGACCGAGUUUCAGCAACAUUUCUGAACAGUAAGUCCGCACGGUGUAGUCUAUAGACUUAAAUUCACUCAAAGAGUGUUUGGUAGAUUUUGGGAUAAGCGACCGGACAAAACAGACCAACGGAAUACUGCUAUUGUAAUCAAAUGACAUGUGGGUGAAGUGAUUACGUCAAUCCAAUGUGAGUUAAAUGUACUGCGGGUACAUUAAAGCAAGGGCAUACGGUUACUGUCGGUUACUGUCGGUUUACUGUCGGUUACUGUCGGUUACUGUCGGUUACUGUCGGUUUCUGUCGGUUUCUGUCGGUUACUGUCGGUUUCUGUAUCCUAAUGACAUGUGUGAACAAUAGUAAAAUGACGCAUGUGUACUUUACUCUAAUGUUACACAGGUACUUUAAUCCAAUGCCAUAAGGUAGUAUAGUGGAAUGACAUGUGGUAAAAUAGACAAAUGACAUUUUUUUUUUUUACCCAAUGGCGUAGGGUAUUAUAGUUCAGUUCCGUACGAAACUCUCAUCUGUUAAACAUGUUUAUUUUGUCAUUCAAUGGCUGUAUUGAAAUCGAAUAUCCUGAUUCUACUCUAAGCAGAGUACAGGUGAUCGACAGCAUGACAUUCUAGGAUUAAAUAUAUCAAGAUGGUUCUUACAUUAUUUUAAAGAUUUUCAUUGGCAAAUGGUUGUCCCUUGAAGGGGGAACGCCGUCCCGGGAGGGGGGUGGAUGGAAUAGAUCACGAAAUAAUUUUGUGCCAGAAAGGGACAGGUAUGUGUAUUUAAGAGCCUGGAUGCCAAGUUAACUUCAAUAUGAAAUCGCCUAAUAAAAUACAAAUUAAAAAAAAAAAACUAUGCAAAUUUGUCACAAUAAUAAGAUAUAGGAGCCAGAAUGAUCUAUACAUUGAUUGGUUGGUCCUCAAAAUAUUGCAGAAGGAGAUAUCGCACAACCUCUUGAAUACUAUAAUUCUUUUUAAAUUACUUUAACACUAUUUCAAAUAUGCAAUUUAGUUCAUGCGUUAAAUCUUUCAAAGUUUACUAUUCCCGUCAACCUCUCUCCAACACUUGAGACAUAGGCUCGUUGACGAUGACAACACAUUCUGUCCAAUGUUCAGCCCCAUCCCUUAACCCCUUAAAUAUUUCCUUUUGUUUGUUUUUUUUUUCUAAAAUGGUUGGAGAAGUAAAUCUGCAGUAUACAAGCAGGUGGGUCAUUAGAAUAUUAAUAGUGUUUUCAUGGGCGGUAAGAAAAUGAGCGUUUGGGAGCCUUUCGGGCAGGGGAGGGGCACUAAUUCAGAUUCUUAAAAAAUGCAUUACUUCUAUAUAUGUAGGUUUUUUUUCAAAUUUUCAGUCCCACCCCCCCCCCCACACCCACCCAAAAAAAAAAAAUUGUUCGAAAUAAUAUUUUCUGAACGAUUUUUACGGUAAAUUUUGUUUUUAAGGGUUGUUUAAUUCGUACUUGCACAAGGUUGUUGUUUUUAGGUUUUUUUCAAAAUUUCCACCCCCCCCCCCCCCCCACACCCACCCAAAAAAAAAAAAUUGUUCGAAAUAAUAUUUUCUGAACGAUUUUUACGGUAAAUUUUGUUUUUAAGGGUUGUUUAAUUCGUACUUGCACAAGGUUGUUGUUUUUUUUUUUUAAUGAAUGAUAUAUCACACUACACGUGCACCAACAUACUUUACACAAUCUCUCUCACAUUUUGUAAUACUUUAGGUGACCAUGGGAUACAUGUACAUGCGUGUAAUGGACCGACCUGAUUUGGCGAUAAAACUCAUGUUGGUUAUGAACAAUGCGUCAAAUUAUUGACCCGAAGUAUCGACUCUUCACACAUUAAAGGGAAGAGUUGUUACAUAAAAGAAAAAUAAUUGAUUACCCCACGGCUGUCGGGGGGGGGGGGUGUGUCAGGCUCACGUGAUGUAACAAAAGCUAUUAAAGAACUUUUUAAUGUUUUUUUUUUUUAUCAAGUAUCAAAUUUUUUUUUACAAUGAUAAAUAUUAUGAUGUAACAAAAGCUAUUAAAGAACUUUUUAAUGUUUUUUUUUUUUAUCAAGUAUCAACUUUUCUUUGACAAUGAUAAAUAUUGACAAGGUGGUUUUUUGGUUGGGGGGGGGGGAGGAGGGGGGAGUAUACUUUUUAAACUGAAAAUUUAAGGAAAAAAAAUUGAUUGACACAAAUCUUCGUGUGUUGACUUUGUGGAUAAAUAUUUGACCUGCCUGUCCAAGUACUACGUUGUUAAUACUACUUCUUAAGAGGGAAAACUCACAACAAAGCCACCUAUAAAAAAUUACCUUGAUAUAUUUCCAAUGCAUACACACACACACACACACACAAAUAUUAAAAUAUUCACUUCUCCAUCAUGCUUUGACAUUUAAGUUACGAUGUUAAUGAAUAUAGUCUAGCUCUAUACAUUCUUUAGCAUCAGAGAUUGGAUUGGAAAUAUUCUGCAACAAAUUCAUAUGAUCAAAAACAUUGUUUAGCUUCAGAUCCUUGUUCAUUUUUUUUUUGGGGGGGGGGGUUCAUUUUUGUUUCAUUUUUUGGUUGAUUUUUUUUCUCACCAUUGCCCUGAACAUGCAUGAUCACCAGAUGCGAGUUCCGUGUGGAACCACGUCUUCAACCUGACCAUCACGUACAGAGUUGACUCGGACAUACCCGUACCAUACUCGAGACUUAAACCUAACCCGAAGUCUAAUGAGGAAAGACCCAAUUAUUGUAAGAAUAGAGCUUUAAACUUUUUUUUUUUAUCUUUUCAUACGUCUCACUUGAUAUUAUUGUAUUUUCUAUAACUAUAAUAUUUUAAAUAGAGAGAAGCAAAUCAAACCAUUGGUAUGCAUCAAAGAUUUUGAAUGCUUGGACACAACGACAAACCCAGCUUGAUUGAAACACACAAACAUAACCGGAUUUUAGCUUAGCUUAUAAGAAUUUGUAAUUUAAUCAUAGGAACAACCAGGCAAGGCAUACACACACAGUCAGAUUCAUUUUUAUUUUUAUAUUUGUAAUAGAACAAGUACUUAUAAUAGUAAAUGGAUUAUAAUUUGUAUAUUAUUAUUUUUAUUUUUUUACAUUUUUGAUUUUCUAAACUGUAAUUUCAUUACUAACCAUGGAAAUUUAAACUUCAUAUUUUCGGUCGAGCUUUAAAAUAUUAAAAAUUCCCAGGAAUAUUAGGUUUUUAUCGUAAUUAUGUCUUCUUUAGAAUUUAGCAAGCUUGAUACAUUUUUGUCUCAUUCAUGUUGAAACGUCAUAUAUCUUGGUCUCAUUCGUGUUGAAACUUGUUAUAUUUUGUUCUCAUUCAUGUUGAAACUUGAUAUAUUUUGGUCUCAUUCGCGUUGAAAGCGUCUAGUUAUAAAACAAUCAGCAGCCGAAAGUUCAAAAGGCUUGAUAUGACUUGAAAUAACGAAUCUUAAAAAUGCUUCAACACAGACGGCAAUAACGUUAUGAUUCGCUAAACUGUACCAGAAUGUAACACAGAAACGUUGACCCCCUGAGUAAGAAUAACGUUGGGGAAAGCUCUAAGUUGUUUCUUUAAUAUAUAUAUAUAUACACACAUUGCCUUUCUUAACCGCCUUGUCAAACCCUAACUGUGCCGCAGAUGAAAUCGCCAAGCAGAAGAACAGGACGGCAUUAUGGUUUGUGACCAGGUGUAACGUCCCGUCAAGGCGAGCGGACUAUGUUAAAGAAAUGCAGGUUAGUGUUUAUGCGGCAGGUGUAAUUAUUUCUCUUUUUCUGUUCAAUUAAACUUCUUAUUUUAAAUAAAUUUUUGUGUGUUUGUAAGUUGAGAAGCAUCAGAUUAUUAUAUUUUUAGAAAUCAAAAUUAUCCAUUAUCCAUUUCGUAAUGAUCUGAUUUAUCGUGUUAUCCAGUCUUAGUCAAGAAGUAAGGCAUAUUUAAUAAAUGUAAUAUCUAAUUACUCUUAAUUUCUCGAAAAGCAACACUGGAACUUAAGAUGACCAUGAGAGAAUAACUCACUCAAAACUUGUAUACCUUAGAUCAAGUCAAAUUAUUCUUAAUUUUGCUUUUGACACUUUUUUUUUCUUUAAAUUAAACAGUUGAACACGAUAUGUUUUAGCCUUUGAUAAGAAAAGACAGGACGACCAAAUGGACGUUUCGCCGAGAUGCCUUCUUCAGCAGGCGAUGCAAAACAAGAAACAACAGAUACUUAAGAAGAAAGUAUUCCAAAUCAUAAAGAGCUUCCAGUUCUAAACAACAAACUCCAUUGAAAAUAAUGAGAUUUUCACCACAAAAACAACUAAGAUUGUAUUUCUGUUUUUUUCGGAAAGAGUAUAUCUUUUUUCCUUGUCUUAUAUCGUCUGCUGAUGGAUGAAGGCGUCCAGGAGAAACCUCACUUUAACUGUCCGACUGUUGCUUUACAUGCCUACAAACUUAACAACGCUUGUACGCCGUUUCGUCUAAAAAAAAAUAUUAUAAUUUUUUUUAAUCUUCAAGUACACAUUGGGCAAACUACGACACAUUUAAUUUUUUACUUGCGAUCGAGUUUCGAAAAAUUGGGCGUAUUGUUUCCCUCUUUUUAUUAUACGGCAUUUUACUCUUAAAUGUAAUUUUUUUUUCAGAAAGUGCGUGACAUCUAUUAUUUAAUCGUUAAAGACUACCUCAUUUCAGUCAUUAUUUUUACUUAUCUUAACUUUUUUCAUUAUAAACAUUUAGUAAAAUAUUUUUUUAUUACCUGUCAACGUUCAGAAAUACAUCGACGUUGACAUAUAUGGCCAGUGUGGAAAGCGAUGCUCUGGUGGAGAGUACUGCACGGAAGAUUUCCUACAGUACAAGUUCUACUUGUCGUUUGAGAACUCCUUCUGUACCGACUACAUAACAGAGAAACUCUUCCGGAAUUUCGCUCCCGGCCGGCACAUCAUCCCGGUGGUGCGGGGUGGCGGCAGCUACGACAAGUAUUUCCCCAAGGGACUGUUCAUCAACGCAGCUCACUUCAAGACACCUAAGGCGCUGGCACUUCACCUCAAGGAGCUCGCGUCUGACCCCAUGCAGUACAGUAAACAGUUGGCAUUCAAAGACUCGUACGUGUUAGGGGAAGAUACACUGUUACAUGAAGCUGGGUGUGAAAUAUGCACAUAUUUUAACACACAAGUCGCUCAGCCGAAAAAGUAUGACAUGAAAAAGUGGCUUUACGAUGGUCACUGCAAGAAGGCUUCUGAAAUAAGUUGGCCUGCUGAAUAAUUGUAUGCUCUUCUUUUUAGUCUGUAUUGUUAAUUUAAUAUUAGGAACUAAUUAGCGUGUGCUUGUAAUGUGCAUCUUCUCUUCAAAAAAAAAAAAAAAUAUUUGUAUGCGACAAGCUUCAUUUUUUAAAUUUAUUUUAAAAACAUGAUUAGUCUGAGCCUUAGUUCACCAAACAGUGUUGCGGGCAUUGAAUAUCCUCUAACUUCAAGACACAUGCAUGGAGUGAUAGCUCCUCAAUCGCCCUCUCUGCUAAUUCGCAGGUGACAUUAUAUGAAGAAGAAAUAAAAUAGAUACAAACUGGGUUGACAGUGGACAGCAAAUGUGACUAAAACAUCGAAUGCAUCCGUGACUGUGAUCAUGGGGGUCACUGCCUCUAAGCAAGUUCAAUCAUUUGUUGUUGUUUUUUGUUGUUUUUUGUGUGGCUUUUUUCAUCUUUAGAUUCUGUAUUGUCUUCCUCCACUUUGUGAAUGCGUUGCUUUGGUUUCAGCGUUUAUAUCAAAACCUUUUACCCUACUCUCCCUUCGUGCUCUUUACUCUCCAUCCCAAUCCUUGCAAGCUGGAUGAAGUCACUUAAAGUCAACUAAGCCGUUGGCCCAGCAUCUGACUGCAUUUUGAUCUGAACAUGGAAUACUCAUAGAAUGUAUAGAAGUAGACAUUGAAGACUUGUGCAUCAUUGAGAAAUCGACUCACUAAAUUAGAGUCAAUCAAUUUAUUGUGAUAAAACUAUGGUUUAAAAAAACAAAAAUAUUUAAGGAAGAUUUAAGGGGAAAUUUUUGAAAUAUGCAAAUAUUUUAACACACAAGUCGCUCAGCCGAAAGAGUAUGACAUGAAAAAGUGGCUUUACCACGGCCAGUGCAAGGAGUCUUCUGAAAUAAGAUGGCUUACUGAAUGAAAGAAUGAUUUUAUUCUUCAUUAUAAUUUAUAUUUAUAGUAGUCAAUAGUUUUUUUUUGUUUUUUUGUGAUGUUGUUGUUGUUUUUUUUUGCUGUACUUUUAAAUUCUGAAAGAAGAAGAUCUUCAGUGUUAUUUUACAACAUAUCAUAAGGACAGAUACAAAUGAGCUGGAAUAUAAAAGGGCGUGGCGGCUUAAUGGUCUUCUUCACAAAAAGCCCAAGGUACUUGAAUUCUCGGGGCCGACCAGUCUGUUUCGAACAACCACCAAU